Lottia gigantea (owl limpet) is the source of this 2136-nucleotide messenger RNA. RefSeq lists its product as hypothetical. Gene Ontology annotation, molecular function: mannosyltransferase activity. The transcript has 15 exons. NCBI's taxonomy places the organism in Eukaryota, Metazoa, Mollusca, Gastropoda, Lottiidae. The record is from RefSeq and is a predicted model, not a curated record. The coding region runs from base 1 to 2136 and encodes 711 amino acids. Gene Ontology annotation, cellular component: nuclear inner membrane.
AUGGGAGAUGCCAAAGGAGACCAUGUUCGAAAGAGAAAAACCACUGGCUCAGUCUCCAAAACAGAAUAUGAGGCGUAUGUGUCAAACUUAUACAAUAAACAGGUUAAGAAGCCAGUUAUAACACCUACAGAGCCAGUGUCUAAGUUCACCAUUUUUAACUGUUUACUGGGCUUAAUAGUCAUGAUGUUCUGUGGUGCAGCCCACUCCUGGUACAUGAGAACUCUACAUGAAAAUACUCUGUGGUUUACCAAUAUCAAGGAAGUGGAAAGAGAAAUCUCGUUUCGAACUGAAUCUGGUUUAUUUUAUUCUUACUACAAACAAUUAAUACAGUCUAAAUCUAUUUCUCAAGGUGUACAAUCUCUAGUAAGGGAUAAUCACACAGAAUAUCCCUCUACUAUAAAUAUACUACAACGAAUGAACAUAUACCAAGAAGUUAUCCUUGCUUCACUCUAUAAAUUCUUAGCAAUACAGUCACCACCAAUAUUUUUCUAUGUUUAUUCUGUAUUCAAUCUACAAGCUGUUUUGAUUGGUGGAAUAUUUUGUAUGGCUUGGAUGUUAGCUGAUAAUUGGUUGGCUGGCGUCUUGGCAGCCAUAUUUUAUGCCAUCAAUAAAGAAAAUACAACCAGAGUUGAAUUUACCACACCUCUUAGAGAAUGUUUCGCUCUUCCAUUUCUAUGGGUACAGAUUGCAGCCAUUUCAUAUUUCUUUAAGAAAAACAUUUCAAGAAUAGGAGAGAGAAUCAGUCUGUUAUUUAUUGGUUCAAGUACGUUUUUAUUCUGUAUCUGUUGGCAGUUUAAUCAAUUUAUUAUGUUAUUACAACUUAUCUCUUUAUUUGGUGUCUGGGUCCUAGAUUUUAUUCCUUCAUUUAAGAUCCAGCGAGUACUGUUUAUGCAGUUGUUAUCAUUGUUUACUGUGUUCUAUUUACAAUAUUAUAAUACUAUGUUAUUGGGUGGAUUAUGGUUCAGUUUCUUGUUAUCUUUUUAUAUUGUUAUCUUUAUCAAGGUAGAUAAACCAUCUCAAAGUUCAGUUACAGUGAAAUUAUUAAGAGUUAUUGGUUAUAGUUUACUGGUUUUAUCGUUAACUUUUAUUUUUCAUUUUAUUUUAAAGUGGUUUCUACAAGUAGAUGCUGAUGAACACAUAUUUAAAUUUCUCAUCAAUAAAAUGGGAUACGGAAAUCCAAGAGAUUUUGAUUCAAGAUUAUAUUUAUGUCUAGAUAUAUUUAAUAUGUUAUCAUGGAGUUUUUAUACUAGUCUAACAUCAGGAGUUGUCUUUCCUUUAUACACUAUAGUACAUACUGUAUUGUUACUCUAUUUUUGUAGUAUAUUUUUAAUUUCUUCCAGUUCUAAUACGGAGAAGAGAUUAUUUACACCAGAAACUAAAGAUAGUUUAUUAUCUUAUAGACCAGAGUUAGCUUUUCAUACAGUUCAAGCGACAAUGUUUGGUAUAUUAGCUAUAACCACUAUGAGGAUGAAGUAUCUAUGGACACCCUAUAUGUGUGUUUUCGCUGGUUUCCUAGUUGGAGGCAAACAUCUCUAUAAAACAGUUUUAUUCUUUACAUCAAAUGAAAAAUUGGUUUGUAUAUUUGAAUAUUUUUUACAUUUAUUAAGAUUUUGGAUGCCAACAAUCCAGAAAGAAAUGGAAGAUUUGAGAGAAUUCUGGGAUCCUGAUACUGUAGAACUUAUGGAAUGGAUCAAAAAGAGUACCAAGCCUAUAGCAGCGUUUUCUGGCAGUAUGCAGUUAUUAGCUGGUGUUAAACUAUGUUCAGGGCGACCUGUAACUAAUCAUCCACAUUAUGAAGAUAAACAACUUAGAGAAAAAACUAAAUGGAUCUAUCAGAUGUAUGGUAAACGUGAACCAGUAGAGGUGUAUACGAUAUUAAAGAAGUAUCAAACAGAUUAUAUUAUAUUAGAAGAUAGUAUAUGUUUAUCAUAUAAAACUGAUUCUUGUUCGACACCAGAUAUUAUAGAUCUAAAUAAUGGCAUGAUUCCUGUGCAAGGUAAAAUGGAACCAGGAUUGGUCAAUAGUGCUGUACCAAGAUUCUGUGAUGAGAUUCGCCAUGGUUCACCUAAAUUCACCAAAUAUUUCAAACUGGUCUUUUCUAAUAAAACUUUUAGGGUUUAUAAACUGUUGAAAUAA